GGCUAAUUCAAUUUCUUGGUUAUCCCAAAAAGAAGAACUUUUGUUUUAGGGCAGUCAGGUUUUAAGCUUAUUAAGAGAUCGAAGUAGGCUUUGACUGAAGCAUUUAAUCGAACACUUGGUUUACUUGUAAUGCUCUAAUCUUUUGUGUUUCUUCAUUGUAAAAAUGUCAGUCUUGAACCUUAAACCCAACGCUGUCGAGUCCAAGAACAGAGUCUCUCUCAGUGCUUACAGCUUCAACAGUAGCCAUGGACGAGCAGCAGCAAUUGUGGUGAAGGCUGCUGCUUCUGGUGUGGACGGGGCUGAACCCGAGAGCAAUGAGGAACCAAAGACUGUUGCUGCUGCUGUUCCAGUGGAUAAACUACCGUUGGAAUCAAAAGAAGCUAAAGAGAAACUGCUCUUGGAACUGAGGCUGAAGAUGAAGCUGGCCAAGAAGAUUAGGCUACGCAGGAAACGUCUGGUUCGUAAGCGUAAGAUGAGGAAGAAGGGUCGAUGGCCACCUUCCAAGAUGAAGAAAAACAAGAAUGUCUAAGUGACUGAUCUGUUUGCUGCUUUUCUUUUUCUAUUUUGUAAUGUUCUUUUUGGUGUUCAAGGACCAUAAUUGUACUUCAAAUGCAACCAUUGUUUUUGGAUUUAACUUCAAUCUGAGUUCUUUAAAGAAGCCAUUUGUAUACAAAGGAGUGAGCAUUCUACAAAAUAGAACCAAAGAGUUUGA
Messenger RNA from Arabidopsis arenosa, 712 nucleotides. The record is from the annotation of a GenBank genome assembly. Lineage: Eukaryota; Viridiplantae; Streptophyta; Magnoliopsida; Brassicales; Brassicaceae.